AUGGGCUUCGGCGGGGACGCCCCUUGGGCACUGGGGGUGAUGUGGUUCUUGACGGCGCUGGUAUUUGUGUUUCUGCUCCUCCGGCUGUACACUCGCAUCGUGUGCUUGGCCGCUUAUGGGCUCGACGACCACGUCUACCUCGUCGCCUUUGUGUUCCUCCUCAUCUACAACAUCUUCAUCCACGUGGCCGGCACGUACGGCUUCGGGCAGACGCUCGCCGAGAUUGGCGACAUGGAGCGUGCCGUCAAGGCCACGCUGUACGAGUGCAUCGGCCAGGGCUUCGCCAUCGUCGGGAUGUCCAUCGCCAAGGCCUCGCUCGGCUUCUUCCUGCUCCGCCUCGUCACCAUCCAGUGGCACCGCAUCGCCAUCUGGUCCAUGAUGACGCUGGUUGUGCUGGCCUCUAUCGCUCAGGUUCUGUGCUUCUGGCUCAGCUGCAUCCCGCUGGACUACGUCUACGACCGCCGCAUCCCGGGCGGUCGCUGCCCCAUCGACACGCGGCCGACGUCGUACAUUCUCUGUGUGUCGACCAUUCUCGCCGACUUCUUCUACGCCACCUUCCCGUGGAUCAUCGUCUGGCCUCUCCAAAUGGAGAAGCGGGAAAAGCUCACCAUUGCCGGCAGUAUGAGCCUAGGCUUGAUCGCCGCCGCCGCCGGCAUCAAGCGGACCACCGAGGUUGAGGGGCUCUACUCGCCCGACUAUCUCAAGACGAGCGUUGGCCUGAUCGUGUGGUCGGCGGUGGAGAUGGCGGUGACGCUGAUCUGCAUCGGCAUCCCUGUGUGCCGGCCGCUGUACAAGCGCGUGUUCAAGCGGCUGCGGAACGGCGAGGGAUCGUCGGGGGGGUACCACAAGCAGUCGGGCAGUAACAACAACAACCCCCACCAAAACGACUCGUCGUACGUGCUGCGGACCAUUGGGGGCGGCGCCGUCGGCGCCGACGGCAAGCCGCUGCCCCUCAAGAAGGCGGCCAGCGCCAGCGGCACCGUCGACACAGCCACAGACAAUGACGGAGCGAAGCGCAACAGCGACGACAUCAGCUUCACCGACGUCAAGAUCGGCGUCAAUGGGCCGUUCACGCGCACGACGGUCGGCCGCGGCCGCCGCAGCAGCGUGGCCGACAACACGUCCGACGAGGAGAUUCUCGACGAGUACCGCCAGAGCCAGCGGCAGCAGCAGCAGCAGCGGCGGACGUCGGAUCUCGAGGACGGCGAGAGCCGGACCAAGCCUCCGCACGGCAUCACCGUCACCGAGUCAUACCGCGUCGAGCGGACCUAG
Messenger RNA from Lasiosphaeria miniovina, 1272 nucleotides. RefSeq lists its product as uncharacterized. The transcript is spliced from 6 exons. The coding region runs from base 1 to 1272 and encodes 423 amino acids. NCBI's taxonomy places the organism in Eukaryota, Fungi, Ascomycota, Sordariomycetes, Sordariales, Lasiosphaeriaceae. The record is from RefSeq and is a predicted model, not a curated record.